Cadophora gregata is the source of this 817-nucleotide messenger RNA. RefSeq lists its product as uncharacterized. The transcript is spliced from 3 exons. The record is from RefSeq and is a predicted model, not a curated record. Lineage: Eukaryota; Fungi; Ascomycota; Leotiomycetes; Helotiales; Ploettnerulaceae. Bases 259 to 747 code for a protein of 162 amino acids.
CUCGCCCUCAAUUGUCCAAUCAUCCUGUCCGGCUGAACUUUCAGCCCAGAUCUUACUCGUGUUAAACUACAUUGGUGGAUAGGCUUGGUCUCUCAUUUUGGGAUGCUGCCGUGUGCAGUGCCAUCAGCGGUUUGAAGCUUAAAGCGAGGCUUUUCCCACAACGCCAUGGGCAGCACGAGUCACAAGACAGGAGAGACAUUCCCGCGCAAGUGGGCUUGAACACAACAUUUCUUUAUUUUCUGAAUAGUUUCGGUGCCCAUGGCACGCUCACGAGUUCCAAAGCCGUAUGCCACCAUUCAGCUGCUGCUACAUGCUUGCUGCCUAAUCACAUCGCUCAUCACUUUGAUACUUCUUAUUUUCCUUAGUGUCGCCAUCGGCAAAAGCUAUGUCUGGUCAUACAUCGCUAUAGUGUUGCCCAUAAUUAUCGACACAUGCGAGAUCGUCGCUCUCGCAGAUUACAAACACACUAUUGGUCGUCUACAAUCCGGAGCCAGUCUUGCUCUUGAGAUUGUAAGCAUGGGAUUUCUCACCUGGUCAAUAUUUGCUAUAUUGCUUGAUGAUUGGGGAAAGGAUCGUUUGACCUAUGUCAAUAAAGCUGAUCCAUGGAGGUGGUACAUUUGGUACUGCCAAAUUGGGGUUGGAUCGGCUCGUUUCUUGUUUUUGAUACUGGCUUCGGUGGAAUGUUGUUCAUGCUGUAAGUCCUGUAGACGAACGGAGACGAGAAGGAGGAAUAGUAUGGAGCUGUGAUCUGGCUACCACUUGGACCAGGUUGGGUACGAAGAAUCAUUUCUUCAAGGAAUAAUGUUUCAACUUCAGA